This is a messenger RNA of Helianthus annuus (common sunflower), 2369 nucleotides long. RefSeq names its product cytochrome P450 89A2. The transcript is spliced from 2 exons. The record is from RefSeq and is a predicted model, not a curated record. Gene Ontology annotation, molecular function: iron ion binding; oxidoreductase activity, acting on paired donors, with incorporation or reduction of molecular oxygen, NAD(P)H as one donor, and incorporation of one atom of oxygen; heme binding. Bases 656 to 2191 code for a protein of 511 amino acids. NCBI's taxonomy places the organism in Eukaryota, Viridiplantae, Streptophyta, Magnoliopsida, Asterales, Asteraceae. Gene Ontology annotation, cellular component: membrane.
GGGAUGAUACGAGCCAACCAGGCCCAUCCCUUGAUCCAGCCCAACAAGACACAAGGCCCAAAAGAAGUACUAAAAGGCCGGCCCGUUUUAAUCCUUGAAGACCAAGGAGUUGCAAGUCCCCCACUACGUUGCAUGUUUCCCAAUUUCUGCAUAUUUCUUUUAUUGUUAUUUUUAAUUAUGCAUGUGUUGAAUUUGUCUUUAGUGGUAGAGUAUUAUUAGGAGGUAGUGGCAUGGAAUAAGGACAUGGGCAUCGUGCUCAAGGUCCCCUGCAUAUUUAAAUUCUAGUUUGCAUAAUGAAAAAAACCCAGAAAAUUGCCCCAAGUUCUCAUCCUCUUUCUCUUGAUUUCUUUGGAGUGUUUGCCUACUAAAAAAGGCUAUACCAUGAAGCGAUUGCAAAUUUUCUAAAGAACGCGCUCACAAGUAUAACACUUUUGGUAUUUUUGAAGGAGGCGGCAUCAAACUGCCUAUCCAAAUCCCAUCCUCAAAUUCUACAGUAAACCCUCAAGACUCCCUCACAUAUGAUUUACCCUCAAAGUUAACCACAUCCCUCCCAAAGCAACAAUCGGCCUGCAAAACAUCAACAAAUCGGGUUGUUCUCUCAGUUUCUUGGAGAAAUCGAUUCAGGAAAUCGACGAUAUAACUUCGUUUAUCGACGAUGGAGACGUGGUUCAUCAUCGUCGUUUCCCUCUGCACCGCCGCCCUUAUCCGAUCCAUAAUAUUCCACCGGAAGAACAAGCUACCACCAGGCCCACCGCUCCUUUACUCCACCUUCCUACUGCUAACCAUUUCCCGUUUAAAAUUCGAACCCAUUCUCAUCAAUCUCAAGGCCCGGUACGGGCCCAUCUUCACCCUCCCCUUCGGAAUUCGAACCAACAUCUUCGUUGGCAACCAUUCUCUCGCUCACCAACUCCUCAUUCAAAAAGGCGCCGUCUUCUCUGACCGCCCUAAAUCUCUCGGCAUGCGCAACAUCUCCGGUUGUUCAUACGGCCCUACUUGGCGGACCCUCAGGCGGAAUCUUGCAUCCGAGAUCAUGCAUCCCGCCCGCAUCAGAUCGUACUCUUGGGCUCGCAAGUGGGUGCUUCAGAUAUUGAUUGAGAGAAUUCUGGAACGUCAAGAGAGUGAGGGGAUCAAGGUGGUUGACCAUUUUCAGUACGCAAUGUUUUGUCUGUUGGUGUUUAUGUGUUUUGGAGACAAGUUUGACGAGAGUAAAAUUAAUGAGAUCGCUAACGUACAGCGUGAUAUGUUGAUUAAAGCUGGGUCAGGGCGGUUUGCGGUGUUCACACUUUUCCCAAAAUUGGGGAAAGUGUUGUUUAGGAACAGAUGGAAAGAGUUUGAGAAAUUGCGUAGUGAUAAGGAUGAAGUGUUGAUUCCGCUCAUCAAGUCUCGAAUUGGAUCGGCUAAUUCUGAGGGCCGAUUAGGAAAGAAGCAGCGGAUUGUGGCAUAUGUUGACACACUGGUGAAUUUACAGCUUCCGGAAGAAGAAGAAGCUGAUAAUGGAAAUGGUGGAAGGCUAACUGAUGAGGAGAUGGCGAGUAUGUGUAGUGAGUUUCUUAAUGCGGGUACGGACACCACAUCUACCGCGCUACAAUGGAUCAUGGCUAAUCUAGUGAAGCAUCCUAGCAUUCAGAGCAAGCUAUUUGAUGAAAUUGUUGCCGUCGUGGGACCUCCACCACCACGAAAAGGGGUGAAGCUGGAGUCCGAGUCGGUUAUAAACGAAGAGGAUCUACAGAGAAUGCCAUACCUGAAAGCGGUGGUUUUAGAAGGGUUGAGAAGACACCCACCUGGCCAUUUUGUGCUGCCACAUAGGGUCAUGAAAGAGGUGGAGGUGCAAGGCUACACGAUUCCACAGGGUGCGACUAUCAAUUUCAUGGUGAAUGAGAUGGGUUUGGACCCGAAUGUCUGGGAUGACCCCUUGGAGUUUAAACCAGAGCGGUUCUUGGUGAAUGAUGGUGCGUUUGAUAUAACCGGAAGCAAAGGGAUAAAGAUGAUGCCUUUUGGUGCCGGAAGGAGGAUAUGUCCUGGUUCUGAUUUGGCUCUGCUUCAUCUGGAAUAUUUUGUUGCCAAUUUGAUAUGGUAUUUUAAUUGGACUGUUCCUGACGAUUGUCAUGUUGAUCUUUCCGAGAAGGUUGAGUUCACCGUUGUCAUGAAGAAUCCUCUGAGAGCACAAGUUUCUUCUCGGGCUCAAGAAUGAACCACCUGAGUCUAUGUACACAUACAUAGCAACAUGUUUGCAGUUUACAAGUAUACAUGUGUAUCUAUAUGUCUAUACUGUACAAAAAUAAGAAAGUCCAUUUGCUUCUGUAUGUAUUGAAGUAGUCUCCUGAUACCUGGUUAAUUACAAAAAAGAUCGCAACAGUGAUUUUUGUUGA